Molecule: messenger RNA, 2802 nt
Organism: Macadamia integrifolia
Lineage: Eukaryota; Viridiplantae; Streptophyta; Magnoliopsida; Proteales; Proteaceae
Product: probable polyol transporter 4
Exons: 2
Coding region: 646-2229 (527 amino acids)
Biological process (GO): transmembrane transport
Cellular component (GO): membrane
Molecular function (GO): myo-inositol:proton symporter activity
Source: RefSeq, a predicted model, not a curated record
CCGACAACCUUCGACAUAAGAUAUUCCAGAGAAAAUUUGAGGAACGCUCUUUCAAUCUGUUUAUUUCUUCCUCUGUCGACUCUUUAUGCAAAUCUUAUUAUCCGAGAAGAGCCCAAAAAAUUACAAAGAGACGAAGGAGACAAUGCUGAAAGUAACUCUCCACGCGUUUUACCAACGUUAGACUUGCCUUUCCUUUUCUGUUCCUCAGAAAAUUUCCAAUUUUUUACUCUUUAAUCGUUGAACUAAGCGUGGGCCGUGCCGUGGGCUCCCUUUCUGAAUAGGAAAGUAGAUGGAGGUCUUCUGUCAAGUCGAGGCCUGGUGAUGUCUUCCCUUCUCCUGCCAUGGUGAAUUAGGCACAGGGUUCCUUCCGAGGGAAAAAACCUAUGAGGACCCACUUGUACUCAAAUCCUCCAAUCAAAGUUACAGAAAAAGAGAAUUCUGCGGGACCCAUAAGCUAGCGAAUCAAUUUGCCGACACAGACAUUCCUUCCCUCCCUCUUUCCCUAGAUCUGGAGUUCUGGUUUUUGUUCUGAGAUUUCAAGAGCGGAGAAGCCCAGGAUAGCAAAAUAAAAUCCUGGGCUUUUUUUCCUUUCUCCUCUGUCCCAAUUUUUUUUUUUUUUUUUUCUAAUAUUCUUUGGAUAAAGAAAUGGGAAUGGUGGAACUUCAAGAAAAUGGGAGCAGAGAUGGACUAUCAAACCUUCCCUUGGGAGCUAAAAACAAAUACAGGAGGAUGGAUUCGGAGGUCUCGGAGAACGAAGACCCCUCGUAUCAUUAUCAUCUUCAUCAACAGAUUGGGAACAACAAUACGAAGAUAUACGUUUUCUUUUGUGUUGUCUUCGCCUCUCUCAAUUCUGUGCUACUUGGCUACGAUGUGGGUGUUAUGAGUGGAGCUAUCCUAUUCAUUCAGGAAGAUCUGAAGAUAACAGACGUGCAAGAAGAAGUACUUGUUGGCUGCUUAAGCAUCAUCUCACUUUUUGGCAGUUUAGCUGGUGGUAAAACUUCUGACACCAUUGGUAGAAAAUGGACAAUGGCCUUAGCUUCUAUUAUAUUUCAAACAGGUGCAGCUAUAAUGGCGCUUGCUCCUUCUUUCCGAGUACUAAUGAUAGGAAGACUCCUUGCUGGGAUAGGGAUUGGUUUUGGAGUCAUGAUUGCCCCUGUUUACAUUGCUGAGAUAUCACCCACCAUUGACAGAGGAUCUUUCACUUCCUUCCCUGAGAUUUUCAUAAACUUUGGAAUUCUUCUUGGAUAUGUCUCAAACUAUGCAUUUUCCGGUCUUUCACCGCACAUAAGCUGGAGAAUAAUGCUUGCAGUUGGAAUCCUACCUUCAGUCUUUAUUGGGUUUGCUUUGUUCAUCAUACCUGAGUCACCCAGGUGGUUGGUGACGCAGAACCGGGUUGAAGAAGCAAGGUUGGUCCUGCUGAAGACAAUCGACAAUGAGAGAGAGGUGGAACAGAGACUUGAAGAGAUACAGCAAGCAGCUGGGACUACUAACGCACAGAAGUAUGAAGAGAAAGCUAUAUGGAGAGAACUCAUAAGCCCUUCUCCUGUAGUUCGUCGAAUGCUGAUAACUGGAUUUGGAAUUCAAUGUUUCCAGCAGAUCACUGGUAUGGAUGCAACUGUGUAUUACAGCCCCACAAUCUUCAGAGAAGCUGGGAUUGAGGACAAGACCAUGGUGCUUGCUGCAACUAUUGCUGUUGGAUUUGCAAAGACUAUUUUCAUUUUGGUUGCCAUUGUAUUGAUUGACAAGGUCGGGAGAAAACCACUGCUAUACGUGAGCACAAUUGGGAUGACUACGUGUUUGUUGGGAUUAAGCCUUACUCUUUGUUUAAUUAGGGGUGGAGCUUCCAUUCCACUGUCAAUUUUAGCUGUUUGUGGGAAUGUUGCUUUCUUCUCAGUUGGAAUUGGUCCAGUUUGCUGGGUUGUGACAUCUGAAAUCUUCCCUCUCAAAUUGCGUGCUCAAGCAGCAGCACUUGGAGCUGUGGGGAAUAGGGUGAGCAGCGGCCUAAUUGCCAUGUCCUUCCUGUCCAUUUCUCGUGCGAUUACAGUGGCAGGAACACUCUUCAUCUUUUUCCUGAUUUCAGCUCUCUCUAUUGCCUUUGUUUAUUUUUUUGUUCCCGAAACAAAGGGGAAGUCUCUGGAAGAGAUUGAGUUGCUUUAUCAAAAUAUGGAAGGAUGGCGAGGUGGUGAGGUUGAGCUUGGAGAUGUGGAACAUCUAGUGCAAAAACAAUGACUGGCUUUUACACCAGUUUGAUGAACCAAAAUCUUCCAGCAUGUCUUUCAACUCUACAAUUAGCUUGAAGGAAGAUAGGGAACCUUCUCAUGUUCACAGAAUUGACAUGUUUUAGUUGGAAAUCUUUCUGGUUUCCACUGUACAGGAUUUCUAGUUGAAUCCAAGCUGCUGAACGUGAGCUAUACAGCUAUAAGAACUUGCUUUAUAAUCCAUUCAACCAGGAGGGGCAAUUUAUCUGUGUCAGAAUUACAUUCCUAUUUAUUAAGAAGCCUUCCUAGACUUAUUGAGAGCCUAUGUAUAUCUGUGUCAGAAUUACAUUCCUAUUUAUUCAGAAGCCUUCCUAGACUUAUUGAGAGCCUAUGUAUACAGCCCCUCCUAUAAUCAUACACCUGGGAAACUAUUAGAAGUUGAUUUUAGAUCUUAGAGUGCAUUUUAUUUCUUUAGGAAAUAGAAACAAUUGAUUCGGUCCUCAUUCUAUUCAAAAGAAAAUGUCUUCCUUGUCUUAAUUUGUAAAUGUAAUGUUCCUUUGAGGUGGAAUAUGGAUGGCGAGACAGAUUUGUGAAACAGUGGAAA